AAAUAAGAAACGUAGCAUGAAAUAAAAUAACGCAAGAUGAUCCUGUUCUUCCAUAUUAAAAUAGAAUCUUUCUAAAUUUUUCUUAUUAUUUUGUGACAUGAGGAUACUAUUUGCAUAGAAUUAUCUUAUUCUUUAAUUGCACUUUAUAUAAUCAUUUUUUAAUAACAUAAAGUUUAAAAUGGCAAGUAACAGCAAGAGCGAAGAUCAAAGUGAGGAAAGUUUGAAAGAAGAUAAAGACAAACCCAAAAUGAGUUCAGCUGAAGAACGUUCUGAAUAUUUUAAGAAGUUGGAAAAAUGGUUACAAGAAGCUUACGCCUGGCAAAGUGUUGCUGCUAUGUUUCCUUAUUAUGUGAUGUCCAAUCAAGUUUUAAAUUUAUCAGGUGCUAUGCCAUUUGGUUCUUCAAUUCCAACAACGACAAGUGCGCAAAGAAUUAAUACGGCUACUCCUCCACAGCAAAAUGAUCUUCAAAGACCAAGAAGACCACCAGAAACUGUUCCACCACAUUUUCAACGGGCUGAUGCUGAAGGAUUUGAAUAUCGCAUACCACCUGUAUGGAAACGACUAGCAGCAGAAUUCAUAGAUUCUGCAAUGUUAUUUCUUUUGAGAAUUUCUAUUUCUUUUGUCAUCAUCGAUUUUUUUGAUUUUAUAGGGUUAGAAGAUUCAGAUUUAUUACAAACGAAUCUACCUAUUGAUUAUAAAAUGUUUAUAGAAGUAACAUAUGGGACUAUAUUACUUGAAAUAAUAAAUCGUAUAGCAGUAUGCAUUUUGGAAGCUUUCUGGCUUCAACGUGGAAUGAAUGGUCGCAUAGGUGGUACUACUCCAGGAAAAUCUAUAAUGGGUUUACGAGUUGUUCAAUGUCGAAACGUUGUACCAGCGGAUAGAGCAGAUGAUCCAGACAUGGUGUACGUUCAACCAGGAACUGAUUUAGGUUUUCCAUUGGCAUUUAGCCGGGCUGUAAUAAAAACUUUAAUAUUAUCUUCUGUUUUUCCUAUAUGUUUUGGUGUAUUCUUUUUUAGAUUUAAUAGAACAGGGUAUGAUUUAAUUUGCAAUUCUAUCGUUAUAGAGGAUCCUUACAGGAAUGUAAAUAAUAAUAAUAAUAAUAAUAAUAAUAAUAAUAAUAAUAAUAAUAAUAAUAAUAAUAGGAAUCGUCGGUAGAUAUUAAUUCUUAACAAAACAUUAUGCAUAUGGAGUGAGUCAACUAAAUUUUGUAUCUGAAAGCGUUUUUUCUUUUUGAAUAAAAAAUAAUGAUUACAUACUUUCAAAGAGAAACUGUUUAGUGAAAAUGCGAUUUCUAAACAAAAUCAUUACCAAUUUUUUACUAUUGCAGUCGCAAAUUUUUCUAUAUUAAGAAUUGAGAGUGAGAAUGAAAAGAAUAUAUUUCAAGUAUAAAUAUUAGAUUGACUGACCCUGUAUACAAUGGACGCAUAUGAGGCUGUGUGGAAUAAUUAACUCGUAAUUGUACUGAAAUAUAUAUAUUAAAUAAAAAGUAAUUUUUGUAAAGAUAAAUAUACAUAUACAUAUAAAUAUAUUAUAUUACAGUAUACAAACGUAUGCAAAUAAUAUCACAUAGGUUUUGCUAGUAAAGUUUUUUUUUUUACUUUUGGGCGCUUCCGUAAAUAAUUAGAUUUCAAUUUGCGACUGAAUUGUAAAAUGUAAGUUUAUCGCUCUAUGUAGUUUAAACUUUAUAUUAUAAAACUUUAGGAAAAACACUUUGAUGUAAAAUAAAGGAGAGAGUUAUUCAAUAA
Polistes dominula (European paper wasp) is the source of this 1746-nucleotide messenger RNA. Its product is annotated as protein FAM8A1. The record is from RefSeq and is a predicted model, not a curated record. Lineage: Eukaryota; Metazoa; Arthropoda; Insecta; Hymenoptera; Vespidae.